Molecule: messenger RNA, 6854 nt
Organism: Closterium sp. NIES-67
Lineage: Eukaryota; Viridiplantae; Streptophyta; Zygnematophyceae; Desmidiales; Closteriaceae
Source: the annotation of a GenBank genome assembly
CCUUAUCGAGACCAUCGCCGCCAUGGCUGUGCUGCUGAAAUGUUUCAAGAGCAGGAUGUUUUGAGGACAGAUCUCUCCAGUGAUCGUCUCGUCUGGUCUCGUGCUCUUGAUUACGUUCCUGUUUAUCCUCCUCAUUUGAGGCCCAUUUGAAGUUCUUCAGGGCUAGCUGUUCCGCAUUUCCCGAAUCCGCACUUCUCCAUUCAUUUCCUGAGAUGAUCUUCUCACUCAGGGAGAUUUCCAGCCGCGGCGAGGGGGAUUCGUGAAGGAAAAGGAGGCUCUCCUACAUAUUUAUAACUAAACAUCUCGUUUCAGCGUGUUUUAGCCAUUCCCGUGGCUCCUUGCUCCCCUUAACUCCCGCUAGCCUCAGUAUACUAGUGGCCUCGGCACCGCUUUCCAGCCACCAAAGGCCUCCAUUUCACGAGGUGACUUUCGAGCCGAGGCGACUCGAAAGUCACCAUUGUCGCCGCUUGUACUAGCCACCCGAAGGAGCCUGUCUACGUGCUCAAUUUCUCGCCGCUUUCCAGGAGCGCCGUCUGGACGAUCGAACAUCAGCCGCGGGUGAUUGAUUCUCCAGACCCGCCUCAGCCGCCGUCUCAGCCGCCGUCUCAGCGGCGCUCUCGUCGGCGUCACCGCGUUAAGAAUGUCUCCGCAUUCCGACGCUUUCUUCUUCAAAAUGCCGCGAUUCCGCCUCCUUUCCCCUCUCCUCCUCCCCCUUCUCUCCCCAAUCCUCCUGCUCGCCCUCCUCGCCGCUAUCCAUACCGCACAAUGCGAGUCCUCCGCAACUUCCGGGCCGAUGGAUCCGCAACGGGAGGGAUUUGAUUGGCUGCUGAACGAGCUCGGCGGGUCCGAAGCGGACGAGUUUGCGGGGGGCGCGGGAGGCGCGGCGGGGGGCUCUGCGCCGCUGGACGGAAGCAGCGAGGCGUCGCUGGAGGAGUCCGGGUACGCGGAGCUGCUGACGUGGCUGCGCGAGAAUGGCGAAGAGGGCGACGCGCUGACGGGGAGGAAUCUGAAGCUGAAAGUCUUUAAAGUGGAAGUGCAAGGCGAUGCUGCCUCGGACUCUAAAGCGGAAGGCACGGGGACGAAGGAAGUGGAGGAUGGGGGAAUGGAAAACGAAAAGGAGGAGGAGAAAGAGGAGGAGAAGGAGGAGGAGAAGGAGAAGGAGAAGAGGGUGCGCGAUGAUGACUACUACGAUGACGAGGAGGAGGCAGAGGACGAGGAGGACGAGGUGAAAGAGAAGGAGAAGGGCGGAAAGGCAGCGAGCGAUGGGGACGGAAAGCCGAAGAAGUACAGGUUCUUCCCCCUGCUGGUCGCAGCAGCGCCCAUAGCGGCGGGGCAGCUGCUGCUGCGGCUGCCGCUGCCUGUGCUGCUCAACGCCUCGCGCUGCUCCGCGCCCGCCCAUCGCCUGCCGCUCUCCCCCGAGGGCGCCCUGGCUGCCUGCCUGUUGCUGCUGCAGCAGCAGGGGGAGGGAGGCGCGGAGGUGGAAGCAGGGGCGGAGGGGGAGGGGGAGGGCGCGGGGGAAGGAGGGGGAGGGCGAGUGGCGCCUUCGCUGCUGCCUCUGCUGCUGGCCUCCCGCACUGCCCACAUGCUGCCCAUGCUCAGAAACGACCUCCCCCAGUUGCCCCUCCUCCACCAGGCUGUGAACCAGCGGCAGCAGCACGAGCAGGAGUAUGCCAACUGGACCAGCAGCAGCACCACCAGCGGGGAUGGCACGAGCAGUGCCCCCGGGCUGCCUUCCCUGGAGCAGUUCCUGGCAACUGUGGCGGCAGUGAAGACGCUGGCUCUGCCCAUGCGCCUGCCGCCCCUGCCAGAGGGGCGGGAGGAGGACCAGCAGGGCGGCAGAGGGAGUAAGGGAGGGAAGAAAAAGGGGAGGAAGGGAGGGAGGAAGGGCGGGAAGAAGGGGAAGGGGAAGAAGCAGAAGCAGCGGCGGUUUGAGCUGACUGUGGUGCCGCUGGGGAAUGCCCUUGCGAGGGCGACUGGGAGGAGCGAGGGCAACGUGCGAUGGCAGCUCUCACACUCUGGCUUCCACCUGUGGGCGUCUGCUGCCAUUCCUCCCGGUGCUGCCCUCCUCCUGCCCCUCAACGGCGGCCUGCCAGACCCGCUGAAAGGCGACUCAACUCAAGCAGAAGCAGGCACAGGAGCUCAGGGGAAAGAAGCAGAGGAAGAGGAGGAGGAGGAGGAGGAAGACACCCCCCCCCCAAGGGAUCUGUGGGAGGUGCUUGAGUCAGACGCGCAUCUCUCCCCAGCCACUCUCCUGUCCAACGACGACGCCUUCCUCUCCCUUGGGAUCAUCCCCAACUGCUCCGCCUUUGACCGCGUGCAGCUCUACACCUCCUAUGACGCCCUCACCAAGAGCGUGCUCGAUGCCGCGAACGUCAACCCGAACUUCGAGCCGGGAACGUUCACCAAAGUGGCAGCGCAGGUGCGGGAGAGCCUGCUGAAGGAGGUGCAGGAAGUGAAGGAGAAGGUCCUCUCAGCUCUGGUGCGCGAGAAGCUGCUUGCUGCUGCUGUCAGAGCCGAGAGCGGAGACGUGAGAGGGAGAGGAGGGGUGAGAGGGAGAAAGGAGGAGGAGGGGUGUGGGGGUGAUGUGGUGGACCAGCUGUUGUUCUGGGAGAGGAGACGGGCGAUGAGGCAGCGGUACCGGCAGAGGCAGAGGAGGAGAGCGGCUGCCUUGCUGGCAGAGCUAGAAGCAGAGAAGGAGGGGCGAGCAGAGGCAGAGACAUACCCCAAAGGCGGCAAGGGGAGGAAGGGGCGGAAGGGGCGAGGGGAGGAGGAGGAGGAGGAGGGGGAGGGGGACGAGGAGGAUGCGGUGGAAGGGCUGUAUGUGUACUCGGAUGGGCGGAUGGACCCCGAGCUCAUGGCGUACUUCAGCGCCAUCGUGCUGCUGGCGGCCACGGGACGAGCCCCGGACGUCAUUCCCCUGGCGCGUGUGAGCGUGGCGUACGCAUGGAAUCUAGACGGCAGCACCACAUGCACGCGCAUGCCUCUGCUCUCCGACCCCUCCCACCCGCUCUACCUCCACAUGCCCACCGACCCCGCCAACCCCUCCGCCGCCCCAUCACCCAGUAACCACCCGGCUGUAACGGGGCUGUCCCUGGCCUUAGACGUGACGGCCAGCAGCCUGCAGCGGCCGAUAUCGGAGCUGAUGACGGCAAUGAUUGGCCUGGACGAGGUCGGGCGGCGAAUUUUGGAAACGGAGCCGAUUUGCCACAUGGCGCAGCACUCGGGGAUUCUGUUCGAGACCCUGGAUAAGGUGUGCACACCUGCGUUCUUCGCAGAGGCAGCAGCAGUGAAGCCAAUGGUGGUGUUCCGCUCGAGCAAGCGUGACAUUCUGGCCAUCCUCUCGGCGCACCUCAAAGCCUCCUGCUCCGUCAACUACCCCCACGAAGCCCAGGCCGGCGCUGCUGCCACCAGUGCUGCCGCUGCUGCUGGUACUGGUGCUGGUGCUGAUGCAGGAUUGGGAGGGGAAGGGGGAGCGGGAGAGGCGAGCGGGGAGAAGGGGGGAGGCGAGAGGGGGGUGUGGAGUGAGCAGGUGCGGGAGGCGAUGGAGGACCUGGAUGACGAAGAGCGGCUGGAAGAGUUCGUGCAGUGGAUAAGGGAGAACGGCAUUCCUGACUUUGCUGAGCCGGGGUCCAUCUUCCAGCUGGUCUACCGGAACGCCACUCCAUCUGCAUCAAAGGCCACAGCACACAACUGGUUGAAGCCCAGGCGCCAGCUGACAGUGUAUGCCGGCCAGGGCCGCAAACACCGGGCAGAGCACAUGAUGUCCAUCCCACGCGCGCUCUUCCUCUCCACCGAGAUGAUGGUGCAGGACAUGGUGCCCUACCAGGGGCCCAUCUGGUCCACCGGCAUGGCGGCGGCGUGGCUGUGCCGCGAGAUGCUCAAGGGCCGCGACUCCUUCUGGUGGCCGUAUCUGCAGUUCUUGCCGCCAGCUGUCGGCCUGCCGUUCUUCUUCAAGCCGGGGACGCUGCUCGAGCUCGACUCGCCUGCCUUCGUGCACAGGACAUCCACCCAUCUGGACAGCUACCGCCGUGAGUACAGCCGCAUCCCGCCACAAGCUCGGGGCAACACCACGUUCUUUGAGUACCUGUGGGCGGUCUCCAUGAUCAACUCGCGCGCGUUCUCCGACACGGGCCGCACCAGCGAUGUGGCAGUCACGCUGGAGGGCAAGGAGCAGGUGGUCACGCUGGCCAGCGGCGCGCUGACGCUCGUGCCCGUAGCGGAGCUGCUGGACCAUGAAGACAUGUUUCAGGCGCAGUACAAUGUUGGGGACACCUCGUUUGAGUUUGUGUCCCUCGUGCCCUUCAGCAAGGGAGACGAGCUCUUCACGUCGUACGGGCCUAAGACGAAUGAGGAGCUGCUGCUGGGCUACGGCUUCGUGCUGGACGCCAACCGCCAGGAGAACGUGCUGCUCUUCCGCACGCUGCUAGAUGCAGUGAACCUGGUCGCGCUCAUGGUUCACCGCCAAGCCACACACCCGGGCGAGUGGGCCGCAGGGGCGGUGGGGGCGGGCGGCAAGCAAGGGGAGGGUGGACCUGUCAGUGAGUGUCACGUGGGGGAUGGUGAGGGGGAGGGAGAGGAGGAGGGUGGGGAAAAGAGGACCUGUGCUGCAGAGUAUGGCAGUGGUGCUGCGGAUGGUGGUGCGGUGAGUGGUGCUAGGGCGGAUGGUAGAGCUACGAGUGAAGAGGCGGGCAGUGGAGGGGAUAGGGAGCUGAAGCAAGGGCUGGCUCGCAUAUGGGGUGGAGGAAUGGGUGACUGGCUGGUGAAUGAGGGUGCUGCUGAUGCUGAUGCUGAUGAUGACGUUGAUGAUGAUUAUGAUGGUGAUGAGGAGGAGGACGACGAGGAGGACGAGGAGGAAGCAAGAGAGGAAGUCAGGAGCAGGUGGGGCAUGCAGGAAAAGGAAAAGGUCAAGGGAAGGAGCCGGGGCAAGAGCAAGGGCCGCAGCAGCAGCAGCAGUCGCAGCAGCAGCAGCAACAGGAGGCAAGGGAAGAAGCAGGGGGGCCCAGCCACCCCGACCGCAUCCCCAACAGCCCAGCGGCUGCAGGUGCGGCAGGCGCUCUGGCGGGUGGCAGCUAAGGCCAUCGACGGCAUAGCCAAGGAGCGGGCAGCAGAGGGGCAGUUCGCCACAGUGGCGAAGAUGCCGCAGUACCAGGCGCGGCAGGCGAUCCGGAGGGAGAGCGACGCGGACGAGGUGAAUGGGGGCGUGGAGGUGCUGGCGGAAGGAGUGAAGGAGAACAGCCAGGGGGUGUCGGUGUGGCGCGGGGGGAUCGUGGAGCCGAACCUCCUGGCGGCGUUUGCUGCCAUGUGGUACUACCUCAAGCACCAGUCAGAGCCCCCGGCUGACAUGGCCAUGUCAGCGCUGUAUCUGAGCUGGGGGGUGGGCAACAGCGCCUGUCGCAAUGUGGCCUCCCCCUUCUCGAACGUGCUGCCCGCCCUGCAAGCAGCAGCUGACACCGUUCGUCUGCUAGCACAGGCAAAGCUGCAGCAGAUGCCAACCAGCGUGGAAGAGGACGAAGCGAUCCUGAGGGAGCUGGAGCGGUGCAAGCGGGGCAGGCGGGUGGGGGAGGGGGAGAAGGGGAAGGAGGGGAAAGAGAGGAAGGAGAAGGAAAAGUCGCCACAGAAGCAGCAGCAGCAGCAGCAGCAGCAGCAGCAGCAGCAGCGGCAGCAGCAGCAGACGAGCUUGGAGGAGGAAGUUGCUGCGAAGCGACUCAGCCGACGCCGGCGCAGGCGUGCCAAUAGCGAAGGGCGGGGCAGCGAGGGCGAUGGUGACAAUAGUGAGGGUGACAAUGAAGACGAGAUGUUUCUAGAGGCCAGGAGCAAGAGUGGGGAUGAAGAUAUGGACUGCGACGCUUGGGAGCAGGAGCAGGCACGCCAGGAGAGCGAGGAGGAGAGUGGGGAGGAUGGGGAGGAUGCGAAUGGUGAGAUGGAGCAGCAGAGGAAGGGCAGCAGCAGUGGCAGCAGCAAAGACAAUGGGCCCAAGAGGCUGACGGUGAUGGGGGUGCGGUGUGGGUGUGAGGCGCUGUUGCCAGAGGUGGAUGAGAGGGCCGUGGCAGUGCGGUUCAGGAAGGUGAAGAAGGACGUGCUGUGGGAGGUCAUCAACCGCCUCAAAAAGGCCUGCCCCCCUGCGCCCGUUGCUUCCCUCUGAUCUGCGCCCAAGAGGCUGACGGCAAUGGGGGUCAGGUCACCGGGGGGUGGAUGAGAGGGCCGUGGCAGUGCGGUUCAGGAAGGUGAAGAAGGACGUGCUGUGGGAGGUGUCAACCGGCUCAAGAAGGCCUGCCCUGCUGGCGUUGCUGCCUUCUCAUCCAUCUGUUUCUGUCCUAGGAGGCGGACGGUGUGAGGUGUGGGUGUGAGGGGGUCAUCGGGAGGGGGAUGAGAGGGCAAUGGCAGUGCGGUUCAGGAAGGUGAAGAAGGACGUGCUGUGGGAGGUGAUCAACCGGCUCAAAAAGGCCUGCCCGCCUGCGCCCAUUGCCUCCCUCUAAACCGAAACCCAAGAGGCUGACGGACGGUGAUUGGGGUGGGGGGUGCGCCUGCUCUUGAGCACUGGCAGGUUGCUUCAAGAGGCUUUUUAGCCGGAAUCAACCUCUAAAAAGCAACUUGCCAGGCUUUUUAGGCUUUUCGCUGUUCCAGAGCACCGCACUGUUCCAGAGGGCUCUGCACUGCACUGCAGCGCUGCUCUGCCAUCUGGCAGACGUGGUUCUCUGCUGCCGUGCAUGCUCCGCCUGCUGCCAGCCACGGCUUAGGGGGGUGCUUCGCUUGGAUUGUUGGCAGUGCAUUGGACAUGUUUUAACAUUCUUAACCUCCUGGCCAUCAGUCAGGAAUUUUGGAAGUUUGUUUAAAUUGCAUGGCUUGCCUGGUCU